Manihot esculenta (cassava) is the source of this 576-nucleotide messenger RNA. RefSeq names its product protein DETOXIFICATION 56-like. The record is from RefSeq and is a predicted model, not a curated record. The transcript has 2 exons. Gene Ontology annotation, molecular function: antiporter activity; xenobiotic transmembrane transporter activity. Bases 1 to 576 code for a protein of 191 amino acids. Gene Ontology annotation, biological process: transmembrane transport. Lineage: Eukaryota; Viridiplantae; Streptophyta; Magnoliopsida; Malpighiales; Euphorbiaceae. Gene Ontology annotation, cellular component: membrane.
AUGAAUUUGACAUGGUUUGCCAAGAUUGUUGUGACAACUGCUUUUCUCGGCCACCUUGGAGAGCUCCGGUUAGCUGGUGGCUCUCUUGGUUUCACUUUUGCUAAUGUCACUGGUUUCUCUGUUUUGAAUGGGAUAUGUGGUGCCAUGGAACCUAUUUGUGGUCAACCUUAUGGGGCUAAAAAUUUUAGGCUGCUCCAUAAGACUCUUCUCAUGACAAUUUUCUUGUUGCUUCUAAUAACCUUGCCUGCUUCUUUUUUAUGGCUUAAUGUUGAGAAAAUUCUUAUCCAUCUUGGCCAACAAGAAGAGAUUUCACUUGUUGCAAAAACCCAUCUUCUCAUCACUUCCUUACUUUGUCCUCUCAAAUCCUACUUGAGCGCUCAAGGAAAACGGCAGGGGAGGGAAGUGGAAGGAGGGAGGAUGGUUAGACCAAAGCGUUGGCGACUGGUGGAAGUUGCUAAAGCUUUGUGGACCGUGUUGAAUAGGUCAUCUGCACAUAGAAAACGAGUACGGCUCAUUAUGGACACAAUUGCCAACUUAUCAUUAUUCCUUGAAAUGAUUGUAUAUAUACAAGAAUGA